GGACCCAGCACAUGGUCGCCGUCCAUGGGAAGCGGGCAUCAGCCCGGGUAAGAAGUAGUCGUAAAGCCAUGAAUGGCGAGAAUCCGAGCAAUCACCGACGCACAUCUGAUCAAGCACGCCGAUUCCGUGUCCGCGUCUGUCGAUAGCCACGUUGUGCUACAAUCAGCUCUUGUAGUAGCUUUGCUGUGCAAAACCUUGCAUUUUUGUGAGAGUGAGUGGGUUGCAGUGUGAAGUUUUUGGGCAAAGUUUUGUGUCUACGUUGUGGUGGUUUGGUGGUGUGUUUUUAUUGCUUGAGGUUGUGUUGUUGAAGAGUUUGUAGACAUGGUUCACCGGUUUCAGGAGGAAGAUAACUACGAUGACUACGACCCUGUGCCUUACCAGGGGGGUUACGACCUGGAGGAAGCGUAUGGGUCCGUGAAGCUUGCUGAUGAGGAGUCUGGGUAUCGGAGGGCUGAUUUUGGGGAAGAUGAGGAGGAGCAGGGGGUAGAGUAUGGUAACGAGGAGUGUCCUUAUGGGAGAGUGCCCGGGCCAUCGAUUUACGGAGGUCAUCCCAGACCUGGCGCUGUCUACGGUGGUGGACGUGAUCGCACUAGGCCGAGCGAGGAUGAAGCACAACCCGAUUAUGGACGCCAUAGGCCUUCUUACGGUGGAGAAGAAGAAGAGUCGGGCUACCGCAAGCCAAGACCUGCAUACGGUGAAGAAGAAGAAGAGUCGGGCUACCGCAAGCCAAGACCCUCAUACGGCGAAGAAGAAUCCGAGGAAGGGGGAUACCGCAAGUCCAGACCUUCCUACGGCGAGGAAGAGUCCGAGGAGGGAGGAUACCGCAAAUCGAGACCCUCAUAUGGCGAGGAAGAGUCCGAGGAGGGAGGAUACCGCAAAUCCAGACCCUCAUAUGGCGAGGAAGAGUCCGAGGAGGGAGGAUACCGCAAAUCCAGACCCUCAUAUGGCGAGGAAGAGUCCGAGGAGGGAGGAUACCGCAAGCCGAAACCUAAAUACGGCGACGACGAGGAGGUGUCCGAUUACCGUAGGUCAGGAUACGGUGAAGAAGAAGAGUCUGGUUAUCGCGAACCGAAGCCAACUUACAAUGAGGAAGAGAGCGAGGAGUCUGGGCACCGUCGCUCUCGAUACGGGGAAGAAGAGGCUCCCGCCGAGGAGGGAGGCUACGGUGGCUAUGGCCGUCGCAAGCAGCACAACGAGGAGGAGUCCGAGGAGAGUGGCUACGGCGGUCGUCGCAAGUAUGGUGGUGACGAGGAGUCUUCUCGUUAUGAAGGCAGGAACCGAUACACGGAAGAUGCGCCUGCAGAAGAAGAAGAAGCUCCUAGAAAGAACUGGUGGUGAUAAUCCACUGGUUUCGUAAUGCGUGCAGAGUCGGUGGCAUUUCUGAGUGUCGAUCGCCAUCCGUGCACACUCCGAUGGUAUUGUUCGUUUCUGUCGUCGCCGCGAUGAGUGGAAUGAACUAGAUCCGAGCAGGGAUAGAGCAGUCGAUGUCAUGUCUGUGCAGAUCCAUCCUGUUUUGGCAUCGUCGGAAUUGAAUAAAAACCUCUCCAUCUCCAUGGAUUUCGUUCUUGUA
This is a messenger RNA of Physcomitrium patens, 1570 nucleotides long. RefSeq lists its product as uncharacterized. The record is from RefSeq and is a predicted model, not a curated record. Lineage: Eukaryota; Viridiplantae; Streptophyta; Bryopsida; Funariales; Funariaceae.